AUGGAAAAUUCAGCUGAGCAAAAGGCAGAAACUAUAAAAAGGUUCAUUGAUACUAUAGUGAAUGUGGGGAGAAAAGAGAUUCUAGAUGGGUUUAGGGCACGAUCACGUGUCGUAAUUGAGAAAGAAGUUACUGCUACUACAAGCUUGACUCAUGGCUUUAUUAACUAUCUGCAGCCUUGUCUUUUGGCUUCCUCCAAACCCUUACCAACUAUGAGUUUGACUCCCUUUGCUAAGUGCGUCAAUCAUGGUCAUGCCGCCUACAUUUCACUUGAAGAUGUUCAAAAUUCUGACAACUACACUCGCCUUGUGAUUCAUUCUCCUAGAUACCGAGUUAUUCAUCGGUACAUGGACUGUGAGUUGGAGUUUCAGGAGGAUGUUGAAACUCUUCGUAAUACUCUUCGUCAAAGAGCAGAACAACAAAAUCAUGUGCAUUUGCUGGGAUAUAAGGAAAAAUAUAUGCAGCGCGAAAUACGGAGAUGCAAAAUCUGCAAAAGAAGCCUAGAGCAUGAAGGAAUCUUCUUCCACAGAGAUACAGAGUUUUACAGCUCCGAAUGUAGAUCUAAUGAUGUGGUGCCUUACUUUGAACAGCGGGUGCCGAGUGAGGUUCUUCGUCUUCUUCAAUCUGGGCAUCUUCAGUUCAUCUCCAGUGGUCUUAUUCUCAAUAAGAAUCUUCGUCGACUGCAAGCUUUUGCAUAUAAAGAAAGAUUACUCGAUGUUGUUGUUAGAUUGUCAAGAGAAGAUCUCCCUGUUGUUAUCAUUGAAGUGUCUUCCCCUGCACAACAUUCUGAAGAUGUAACUAUGGAAACUUCAGAAGAGGAGGAUGACAUUGAUGAUACUAAUUGGGAUUGGAUGAAGGCUCAUGAUUGA
Messenger RNA from Solanum verrucosum, 867 nucleotides. RefSeq lists its product as uncharacterized. The coding region runs from base 1 to 867 and encodes 288 amino acids. Lineage: Eukaryota; Viridiplantae; Streptophyta; Magnoliopsida; Solanales; Solanaceae. The transcript is spliced from 5 exons. The record is from RefSeq and is a predicted model, not a curated record.